Messenger RNA from Nymphaea colorata (pocket water lily), 1393 nucleotides. RefSeq lists its product as uncharacterized. Gene Ontology annotation, molecular function: ferrous iron transmembrane transporter activity. Gene Ontology annotation, biological process: iron import into the mitochondrion. The transcript has 2 exons. Lineage: Eukaryota; Viridiplantae; Streptophyta; Magnoliopsida; Nymphaeales; Nymphaeaceae. The record is from RefSeq and is a predicted model, not a curated record. Gene Ontology annotation, cellular component: mitochondrial membrane. The coding region runs from base 222 to 1157 and encodes 311 amino acids.
ACCGCGCUUCCGUCAUCUCCUCUGCCUCCCUCUUUCUCUCUCUUUGAUGGACUUUCAGAGAGGAGAAGCCAAGGCAGACCUUCCAUAGGAAAUUCCUAGCUAUUGAUAUUCUGCUGGAUGGAGCUUGAUCUCCAUAAAACUCCUUUUCCCAUCUUCGGGCCGCCGCCUUCUGCACUCGAAAUCCCAAUCCCCCGGCUUUCCUUCGGUCCCCAUCAUCUUCCAUGGCCGAUGCCGUCCUCGCAGGCGGCAAGGGCGUGGAGCGGGUCUCUCACGACGGGCUGAAAUUCUGGCAAUUCAUGGUCGCCGGGUCGAUCGCCGGCUGCACGGAGCACGUGGCGAUGUUCCCCGUCGACACCCUGAAGACUCGCUUGCAGGUGCCGGCCGCCGGGUCAGCCAUCUCCAUCCAGCAGGCGCUCCGCUCCAUCGUGAAACUCGAAGGCCCACUCGGGCUUUACCGAGGCGUUGUCCCCAUGAUUCUCGGCGCGGGGCCGGCCCAUGCCGUUUACUUCUCCGUUUACGAGCUGUGUAAGUCGCUCCUUGGUGGGAAUUUGUCGGGGCACCACCCGUUCGUACACGCGCUUUCCGGCGUGGCUGCUACAGUGGCGAGCGAUGCGGUUUUCACCCCUAUGGAUGUGGUGAAGCAGAGGCUGCAGGUCGAGAGCAGCCCGUACAGAGGUUUGGCGGAUUGCAUUCGGAGGAUAAUGAGGGAAGAGGGACUGAAGGGCUUCUAUGCUUCGUACAAGACCACCAUCUUGAUGAACGCUCCUUUUACUGCCGUUCAUUUCGCAACCUAUGAGGCUGUAAAAAGGGUGCUCAUGGAGAUUAGCCCCGGAAGCGCGAGCGAGGAGCGGCUUCUCUUUCACCUGACGGCCGGGGCAGCUGCGGGAGCGCUUGCCGGUGUCGUUACGACGCCUUUGGAUGUCGUGAAGACGCGGUUGCAAUGCCAGGGAGUUGGUGGCUGCGAUAGAUUCACCAGCAGUUCAAUUGGGAACGUGAUCAGACUGAUCGUCCAAAAGGAGGGUUACACUGGUCUGACAAGAGGAUGGAGGCCAAGAAUGCUAUUUCAUGCGCCUGCUGCAGCCAUCUGCUGGUCUACGUAUGAAGCAGCCAAGACCUCCUUUCAAGAAUUCAAUCAGAACAGCAAAAGUUUGCCUUGAAAAUGUGUCUACCAGUUGUAUCAAUUUUUGUAUCUUAAAGUAUAUUGCAACCAUCGUUUUAAUGUUUCCCACACGGCUUGAUACAGAGAAUGUUGUCCUAAUGUGACCACUUAUUGCUUGAGGAAUGAACUUAUCUAGCAUAUGGAUAGUUCAUUCAUGUAUUUCUUUUUGCUUCGACGAAAAUAAGUAGACAUCUGGUUUCACUUGGGAAAUGUUGUCGGGUUGUUUUAGUUGAA